Metarhizium album ARSEF 1941 is the source of this 1629-nucleotide messenger RNA. RefSeq names its product Gamma-glutamyltranspeptidase. Bases 1 to 1629 code for a protein of 542 amino acids. Lineage: Eukaryota; Fungi; Ascomycota; Sordariomycetes; Hypocreales; Clavicipitaceae. Gene Ontology annotation, biological process: glutathione catabolic process. The transcript is spliced from 7 exons. The record is from RefSeq and is a predicted model, not a curated record. Gene Ontology annotation, molecular function: glutathione gamma-glutamate hydrolase. Gene Ontology annotation, cellular component: plasma membrane.
AUGGAGUGUAGUGCCAUAGGCAGAGACUUGUUGGCUCGAGGAGGCAAUGCCGCAGAUGCCUUGGUAGGAACAACAUUUUGUGUCGGCGUCGUCGGCAUGUACCACUCUGGCAUUGGCGGAGGUGGAUUUGCAAUGAUACGCGAUCCAGAGGGCAACUAUGAGGCAGUCGACUUCAGAGAAGCCGCUCCCGCAGCAGGCCACGAGGACAUGUAUCAGGGUAAUGUCCCUGGAAGCAUAUACGGAGGCUUGGCUGUGGGAGUACCGAGUGAGGUUCUUGGACUGGAGUACAUUCAUGGUAAAUACGGCGUAUGCUCAUCCCCAACUUUCGUAUGGCUUUGCUGGUGCCAACUCAUCGUGCAGUCACUACCAUGGAAGACGGUCAUGCAAGGCGCCAUUCAUGUCGCCCGUUACGGCUUCAGGAUUUCAACCGAUUUUGUGGGCUAUGUCGAACGCACUGUUGAAGGGAAGCCCAACUUUUUGGUGGAGGAUCCCAACUGGGCUCAGGAUUUUGCUCCAAACGGAACUCUUCUCCAAGUCGGCGACAUCAUGACAAGAAAGCGCUAUGCAAAUACUCUCGAGAAGAUCGCAAACCAAGGAGCCAAGGUCUUUUAUACCGGCGAACUCGCGGAGACGUUGGUCAAGUAUAUCCAACAAACAAACGGCACCCUGACGCUAUCCGAUUUCAAGAACUACAAAGUCAUAAGUCGACCCGUCAAGAACGUCACAUACCGCGGUCUUAACCUGUACACUAUCGGCAGCCCCGCCGGCGGCUCAAUAACUCUCAAUAUUCUUAAAAUCAUGGAGAAUUUCGACCUUGCAGAUUCGCGAGACGCCAAUCUCACAUCUCACCGCUUUGUGGAGGCCAUGCGCUUUGGGUACGGCGCUCGUGCUGAGCUUGGUGAUCCAGCGUUUGUCAAGGGGAUGGAUGAAUACGAAGCACAUCUGUUAGACGAGGCUCAUGCCAGGCAUGUUAGGGAGCGCAUUUCAGAUGAGCAGACUCUCCCAGUGAAAGAGUACGAUCCCAAGGGAGUGGAGCUACCGGAGAGCCAUGGGACGUCGCACAUUGUCACAGCUGACAAGUCUGGCAUGGCAACGUCGCUAACUACGACUGUGAAUUUGCUCUUUGGUGCGCAAAUCAUGGACCCAUCAUCUGGUAUCAUUCUCAAUAACGAAAUGAAUGACUUUUCUAUUCCCGGCAUCCCCAACGAAUUCGGCUUCGAGCCCUCCGUCGCCAAUUUCAUUCGGCCCGGCAAACGGCCACUAUCCAGCGUGACUCCCGUCAUUGCUGAAUUCCCCGAUGGCAGAUUGUUUGCCACUGUCGGAGCAGCGGGUGGCUCCCGCAUCAUUUCUUCCACUGCAACUGCUCUAUGGCAUACGAUUGAGCAUGACAUGUCCAUGAGAGAGGCGCUCCGCGAGCCACGUCUUCACGACCAAGUAACGCCGAAUACCGUACUUGUCGAAUACGGGUUCGACGCUAGAACAGCAGCAGGGCUCAUGGAGAAGAAGCACAACAUUACAUGGGUGAGACCAGGCUUGAGUGCUGUGCAAGGCAUCAGGAGGCUGGAUGAUGGGUUAUUUGAGGCGGCGAGCGAACCUAGACAGAAGAACAGUGGGGGAUUGGCGAUAUAG